Penicillium cataractarum is the source of this 1335-nucleotide messenger RNA. Its product is annotated as putative toxin biosynthesis protein. The transcript has 4 exons. Bases 1 to 1335 code for a protein of 444 amino acids. The record is from RefSeq and is a predicted model, not a curated record. Lineage: Eukaryota; Fungi; Ascomycota; Eurotiomycetes; Eurotiales; Aspergillaceae.
AUGUCAUCCUCUCCGUUUCGAAUCGUCGAGCAUGUCGUGCCUUGCCAGCACCUUCGCGAGUAUCCUGCCGCCACGGCCAACGAGCAGGAACAGCCCUUACACCUCGCCGUGAAACAAUACAUCCCACUCGACAACCCGAAUCCGCAACCCGGCGAUGUGACCAUCCUUGCUGCACAUGCCAAUGGCUUUCCCAAAGAGCUAUAUGAGCCUCUUUGGGAGGAAAUCCACGCUCGAUCUAAAGCCAACGGAUUCCGAAUUCGAAGUAUCUGGAUGGCCGAUGUCGCACAGGAAGGCGAGAGCAGCGUUAUCAAUGAGGAUUCUUUAGGCAAUGACCCUAGCUGGUUCGAUCACCCCCGGGACCUCCUCCACCUGGUCAACGUUAAGCGCGCCGAGAUGCCCCGGCCCAUCAUCGGCGUUGGCCACAGCAUGGGUGGCGCACACCUUACACAACUGAGCUUGAUGCACCCCCGACUGUUACACACCCUGGUGCUACUGGACCCUGUCAUCCAACGGCAGACCACUCAACUCGACACGCUAAGCAUGCUCGAGCGCAAGCGUAUCAUCGCAAAGACCACCCAGCUAUCCACCCACCGACGCGACCUCUGGCCGUCCCGCCAAGCUGCCGCAGAAGGCUUCAAGCGCAGCCCCUUCUAUCAAGCCUGGGAUCCGCGCGUUCUAGACCGCUGGGUCAAGUAUGGCCUCCGCGACCUCCCCACGGCCAUCCACCCGCUCGAUCCCAACACCGUUAUAGACAAGAAGAACCCACCAGUCACAUUACGAACCCCCCUUCACCAAGAAGUCUUCACCUUCUCGCGUCCAAACUAUAACCACAUCCCGGGCAGCGACAAGCCCGUCAACCGCGUAACACACCCCGACCUAGACGCCGACCACCCAGACUCCCACCCAUUCUAUCGGCCCGAGCCGGCGCGAAUCUUCUCUCAACUACCACACCUACGCCCUAGUGUGCUCUACAUCUUUGCCGGCAAAUCAGACAUGUGUCUUCCAGAUAUGAUGGCCGACAAGCUCACGAACACCGGCACGGGUCUCGGCGGUAGUGGCGGCGUUGCAAAGGGCCGCGUGCGAGACGUCUAUCUCAAGGACUUUGGCCACUUACUCGCUCAGGAAGCUGUAAAUGAAUGUGCCGAUGCAGCGGUCUGCUGGCUGGCGCCGGAGUUGCGGCGCUGGCGCGAUGAGGAAGAAAGCUUCCGGUCGGUGUGGAGUAAGAAGUCUAGGAUUGAGAAGAUGACGGUUGAUAAGCAGUGGAUGGAGAAUGUUCCUGCGCCGGCCCGUCGGCCGAAGAAUGGUGAGCAGAAGGCUGGUGGGUCAAAGCUGUGA